Molecule: messenger RNA, 3902 nt
Organism: Micropterus salmoides (largemouth bass)
Lineage: Eukaryota; Metazoa; Chordata; Actinopteri; Centrarchiformes; Centrarchidae
Gene: gpr18
Product: G protein-coupled receptor 18
Exons: 3
Coding region: 246-1265 (339 amino acids)
Biological process (GO): positive regulation of Rho protein signal transduction; phospholipase C-activating G protein-coupled receptor signaling pathway
Cellular component (GO): membrane
Molecular function (GO): G protein-coupled receptor activity
Source: RefSeq, a predicted model, not a curated record
AUGGGGGCUUUACACUUUGCUCAGUCUCGCCACCAUUCCUCCACAUUACCCUUUGAGAAAGUAGUCACUUCCCUGUUUUGAAUGAGUGUUCAGAUAAAUCGCCGUGCUACUUCAUAAACCUGUUGGCGCAAGCUUGUCAAGAUGUUUGUGUCAUUUAUGUGAAUGUGUUUACAAUGUGUUUGUUUUUUAUUAGAUGUCAAACUCUUGUGGACCUGUGAGGAUUACUUCUACAUCAUGAUCAAAAAAUGAAACUGGAUCUAAACUUCUCCAACAUGUCUGUGGAGUCUGGUGCUGUACAGCUGGAGCAGGGACCGGUGGAGUACCGUAUGGCAGGCCUGAUCUUCUACUGCUUCGUCUUCAUCAUAGGAGUCAUAGUCAAUCUCACUGCCAUAUGGGUGUUUGCCCUCACCACCAAGAAGAGGAACUCUGUCACGGUCUACAUGAUAAAUGUGGCCAUCGUGGAUCUCACCUUCAUCCUGCUGCUUCCUUUCAGAAUGGUUUACCACCACCAGGACUAUUGGCCCUUCGGAGAUAUUUUCUGCAGAAUCAGUGCAGCUCUCACCAUCUUCUACCCCUGCAUCGCUCUGUGGCUGUUUGCUCUGAUCAGUGCUGACCGCUACAUGGCCAUCGUCCAGCCAAAGCACGGUAAAGAGCUGAGGAAUGUCCCAAAGGCCGUGGUGGCGAGUUUGGGGGUGUGGGUAAUGACUCUGGGCUGCACUGUACCCCUGCUCUUCUCUGAGCAUGACCCCGAUCAAAUUUCCAACUUCACCACCUGCAUCAAGAUGCAAGACAUCAUCUACAUGCGCCAUGACAACCCAGUCAACUUUGUGCGACUCAUCUUCUUCUUCCUGGUUCCCAUAUUUAUAAUGAUUGGCUGCUAUAUUGUCAUUGUGGAUAAUCUGAUCCAUGGCCGCACCUCUAAACUCAAACCUAAAGUGAAGCAAAAGUCCAUCCGGAUUAUCAUCACACUGAUUAUCCAAGUGUUGGUGUGUUUUGUGCCUUUCCAUGUGUGUUUAGUGCUCCGUUUGCUGGAUACAGGCAAAGAUGGGGGGUUUAGUACCUGGGCAGUCUUCACCACAUUCCUGAUGAACAUGAGCACAGUGCUAGAUAUCAUUCUAUACUACAUUGUCUCCAAGCAGUUCCAGGACAGGGUGAUCAGCGUGAUUCUGUACAGGAACUAUCUGCGAAGUGUGAGACGGAAGAGCAGGCACACACACACAGGCAGCAUCCGAUCAAUGAGCAACCUGACCAGCGCAAUGAUAUGAAGCAACCGUCAAACUUUCAUGUCAACCAGCACACACACACAUACAUGUACUGGGCACGCUUUGGCACAAUGUAACACUGAAUGCAUCACUGUGUACAUGGUUCAUUAUCAAAAGGAUCAAAACUUGCAAUUAAUUUCCGAGGUGUAAUUUACACUCACAGUAUGGGAGUGCUGCUGUUGUGGCAAAAACAUCUGUGUUCUGAGCUGAUUGACUCACCCAUGAGACUUGAGAUGUUUUUUUGUGCAUCUUUGCUCCGGCAAACAAAGCACGAGUGUUUGUAGCUCAGGUGUAACACUUGCAGGCGAAAAUAAAGCUCAUAAUGAUUAAAAACAUAGCCCACAGUAUCUCAGUGUUUGCUUUAUUAUGAAACACUGAAACUCUUCUCAGCCUUCUCGCUACAUCAACCAACAACUAUAAAAGACCUGACUGUCUCCAUGGGGGGAAACCAACAGGAAACAAUGGUGGGUUUGUGAAGGUUGCAGCUUUCCUUUGGUCGCUGCAUCAUAUUUGUAACUUCGCCUCUGUAGCUACUCAGUGACACACCGUGACUUAAAUAGACCAUCAGCGCAUGCACAUGAGGUGCAAAUGAUGUUUGACUGGUGUCACUUCACCCUGUCACAUUUGUGGAGUAUGAGUUUAAGCCCAACCACUUGAAACAGGAUAUUAUUAAAACACAAGUGUCCCAAAAGUUGCUGUAAAUAUAUUGCCCAGGUGAUGGCAGCAUGGCACAGCUAGAUCCCUUCUACCUUUCAGAGCAGACACAAAACAGUGUUUUCUUUACUUUUAAAGUGGAUCGUGCAACAUUUGUGAAUCUCUGCUUCAGAGAUGUUUAUGCUUUUUUUGUUUCUGCAUUUUAUUGCAUGAAUUGAAGUGGCUUCAUAAAAGCAAAUAUAUCAGUUUGUGAAAUAACCAUUCUACCUCAUCACAGAGAAGCUGUUAACUACAGUGGUAACAGCUCCAACCUCAAAUCAGCCUAAAGUGUGUUUAUGGUGCGACACGAAUCAUAUUGAUUAGAUGUUAAAUGAUUCAGCCACUUGAAGUGCAUUUACAGUAACAUCCUCAAGAGAUGUCAGCGAGGCGAUUUACUAGAUUUAAAGCAACCUUAACCUUAAAAGAGAAAACCUUUUCUGCACAGGGAUACUUAUGUCAGGUCUCUGCUGCGAGUAUAAGCACCGCAUCCUGCAAUUUUUCCUCAAUUUAUUCCUCAAACGACAGACAAGUGAUGAGGUAGAAGGCACUGAAUAUGUGACAGUUCGAUCCCUGUGUACUUUAAUUUAAAUUAAGGAAAGAACUCAGGUUUGAAUGGGACGGUUUUGAUAGGUUUCUUGCACAAACAUCACUCGAGCUAAGAAUUGAUUUGGUGUUGCCAAUUGCCAAAAUAAUCGAGUUAGUGUGUCUGUCACACUUGCGCAGUCUUGACUAGAUUAGACAGUGAGCCAGUGUCGCUGAGUAACUAUGUAGUGUCUCAUGCAAUUAGACAGUCAACGCACCCUGUGGUGUAACCGCAUGUAAUAUAGCUCUCUCUGAAUGGUUAUCGUAUGGCUUCUCAAUUGCAAACACAACUAAAUAAACUAUGUUAUACUGAGCAGUUCCUUAAAGAAAUGCUGGUUCUAUUGUUUUCUCACUUUUGGCAUGUGAGCCCAUUCAAUUCUUCUCACUAAGAUAAGUUAGGGUAAUACAAUGGUAAAAGGAUAAACUGCACUUGGAGUCCAUAUGGUUCUCGGUUGGUUUGUGCAGUGUUCAUAGGUCAAGUAGUGGCCAGACUGUAGGACAUAGACGGGCUAGAUUUACACAGUGUUUAAUAAGAGGAGGCAGACUACAAGAUUUCCAUCUCACAAGGAAUUCUGGGAACUGCAGUUCAUCACACGAUGAUAGGUUUAUUGGCCGGUGGACUACAAAUGGAUUUAUAACCAAGAGGUCAAAGGUCAAAUGAAACAUCAGAGGAUCGUCUAUCUGUCCCACCUGUUAGACAUCAAAGAUAAACCAGCCACGCUGCUCACAGCAACUGGCAUUUAAAACAAUUAAGUUUCCUGUCAAGUCCCUGUGAUGAAUUAUCCGGAAGCUUUACCCGCUGUAAUUCUAAAUCUUCCCAACAAGUGCCUUUGUUGUAGAGAAAUUAAUGAAAACAAGAUUGUCUUUCAUAGGAGCUGAUCUAACAGCGCGACAGCCAGCUGCUCUUCUUUGGGAAUAAAAACAGUCAGCAUUAAACACAGUGCACACAAAAUACUUUUUUUUUUAUACCACUCGUGUGGAAAACAAAUCAGGCGGCGAGCGCAGUGGCCAUCUGUUUUGUUAUUUGAUAUGUGUGAAUACAUGUUGUAAUGACUUUGUUUGUGAAUCACUCUGCGCGGCAGAACACACGAGAGCUCUCGAAGUGCUGGAGUGUUCAAAGCUAAUCAUAUAAUUGGACACAAUAGUCGAUGACAAAUGGAGACGCUUGGAGCCAGCCAGCUGGGGAAGUGAAUAUGUAAUCAUUGUAAAAUCAUAUCAUUUUUGCAUAUUUGAAGACAGCUUAAUAGAGUUUGCGUGUCAGCACACUAUCAAAUGAUGAUCAGAGACAGUGUUGCUGUAUUUGUUUUUCUAAAUAGUGCUUUGUUGGACUAUUUAACUUUAUCAUGAUUAAAAGUGUUUCUUGAG